CGAUAUAGUGCCAUCUCUGGCACCCGCCAAAUCUCGACCUUUGAUUUAAUGCUGUGCCGCUUUGUUUACCUCUGUGGAUUCCGCGUCCAUGCUGCCCUUCGUUGAGGAGCACGUGCCGGAGCUGCUUCUGCAGCGCUCGAGCAUCGCCUUCAGCCGCAACCUGCACCUGGAGCGCGGUCGGGAUCGACAUAAUGCCACCUCCAGCUUGGUGCUCGCUCGGAACCUAAAGUUCUACGAAUUCCGGCGCAAGCAGCUCCUGCAUCACAUCGAUUUGAGGGGUACUCGGUUGCAGCGGUGGGCCGUGCAGCUGGAGAGCUACAGUGGACCCGUGAGCAACUUCUUGCCAAAGGAGCCAGACUCUUUUAAUGGCCAGGAGUUGGACUGCAGCAUGCUGUCGUCGCCAGAGGACCUACCAAUCCAGAUAGGCAAAUACGUGUGGCAGCAGGAUCAGAUCUAUAUACUGCUGCACUGCUGGGAGCUGUUCCUCGUCCUACGUCGGCCCAAGGGGCAUGGCUGCAACUUUGAGCUGGUGGCUCAGCACCUGGAUGUGGCCUUGUUCCGCAUGAUUGGCGGCCCCAUACCCUACCAGGCCUACGUGGAGCUACAGUUCGGUAGCAGUGGCAAGCGCCUGUGCACGGACUUUCAGGAGCCCCCGCUGGACGAGGGCCCCAGCACCUCCAGCAAGGCCAGCGCCUCUGCCUCCGCCUCCGCCACAGUUUCCGUGUCGUCGCAGAAAUUUGAGCGCCUGGUGCAGCAAGUGCAUAGCGCCCGAGCGGAGCUCUCUAGUCAGCGAGCGCAGACGCAGCGGGACUUUGCCCGCAGCCAGGAUCUGCAGACCUUUGGGCCACCCGGCCAGCGUUCCUUGUUGCUGGAGGAGAAGCAGCUGUUACGGCGCUUCGGCGACGUGUGGACGCGUGUGUGCGGUGACUAUCUGGUAUGCGGAUGCCUGAUGGUCAACAUAGCCGGUAGCCAUCGGAUGAGCAUUGUGCAGGAGUUGCGUCCGCUGGUGCGUCUGGAGCCACCGCCACCAAACAUCAGCCUCGAACAUCGCCUGUACGAGCUGCCGCUGCAGGCGGAUAGCCAGCCACCCGAGGAUUAUGAUGAGCUGGCGCAGUUCUGGGCAUGUCAGGAGCAGCACAGUCGUCGCUUGAAUUGGCGGGAGGUGGCAAAGGCCGCACAGCUGCCGCCCGAGUGCUCGGCGGUGUUGGUUGUACGCCUGCGGCUUGCCGACCUCCUGCAGGCGGAACAGCUUCACCUGAUGGCGGUGUAUGAGGUGAGGAGCGUGCAGGAGAAACAGCUGGAAGCGGAAGCGGCGACGGAGAUCAGGCAGCUGCAUUUGGUGAGUUUGGAUGCGAGAAAGCUUCUGGACGACAUGGAGGCCCAGGCACCCACAUUUGCCGCAUCCACAUUGCACCAGGACUUUCUUGCCGUUAUCGUCACCCAAAAGGCGCAUUGUACUUUGCGCCUAGAGUUCCAGGCGGCUCAGGACUGCACGCGGUUCGAGCAGCUGCUGGCGUCCAAGCUACAGUUCGAGCUGAUCCAGGCGCAGGAUCAAACCUCCCACUUGCAACUCCUAGAUGGCACCUGCUCGGAAACCGAUUUCGAGUUGGCAUCUGACCCUGAUUCCGUGCAGCGCAUCUUCCACAACCGCCAGCCGCUGUCGCAAUGGUGCGGCAUCCUCCUGCUCCGCGACGAUCCCGGACAGCAUUGGCACGUGUACGCGCCCACAGAAGCCCGUCUGCGCCUGCUGCUCCACCACCUGAUGCGCGAUCUCCUGCAGCUGCACUGCAAUCUCACCCUGCUCGAGAUGAGCGAGCAUAACCCUUCGCCUGCGGACGACGUCGCUGCUCUCGAACUGGAAGCAAGUCUCGGCGAGGAGCUGCAGGCCUGGACAGCCCUACUGCGGACGGGAAACGGAGCGGAGAAGCGACUGGAACAACUGCAGCAUAUCCAAAGUCUGCAAAUGGUCAGCGAUGUGCUGGCGGCAACUGUGAUAAGGAGGCAGAAUGAUCAGGAAUAGGUGGCAUGCCAUAAUC
Molecule: messenger RNA, 2036 nt
Organism: Drosophila serrata
Lineage: Eukaryota; Metazoa; Arthropoda; Insecta; Diptera; Drosophilidae
Source: RefSeq, a predicted model, not a curated record